CAUGACCAGUGGUUCUACCCUUUCUUUUUGAAAAUUUCAAAUUUUUGGUACCGAUUAUGAUAUGUUAGUCCGGUCCUGUAGUUACCAUAGAAAAUUAAAAUAUAUGGUUACACUAACAGUUCCAGGCACAUUAAAAGAUAGAAGAAGAACAAUUUAAUAUUCGAUGCAUUCCAUCAAAUGUUUGGUUAUUUUGACAAGUAGAUUUUGGAGGUUAGAUUAGUCACUGUUAUGAAAUUAAAAAAUAUCUCAUUCCAACAUUUCAACAUUCCAAAAUGAAUUCAACAGAUUUUAAAUUGGAAAAUUUGAGAAAAAACAUAACUGAAAGUAGUUUUCAAAUAAAAGCCAUAGUUCAAGAUAUAAAUGAAUGUGAGGGACCAUUAUCGGAACUUCAUAAACUGAAUUCCGUGGGUAGAUCUAAAAUUGCUUCUCUCAGGGAGCACAUUGAUAAAUUUUUGGAAAUGGCAGAUGAAAGUAAAGAUUCUAACCUACUGAAGGAGGUAAUACUCUACAGAGAACAGCUAUCUAGUACAAUGGAUUAUUUUAAAAAGGCAAAUAUAAAGACGAUGCUGAAAAUUGAGAAGGAUUCCAAACAAAAACUGUUCAGUAGAAGUCAGGAAUCUGGCCUUAGACUGAGGAGUCAAAAACGUGAUAAGGAGAGUCUUGUUAAGCAAUCAUCAAAUAUAACUGAUCAACUUUUGGCAGUUAGUAGACAGCUUGCCGAUACAACUAAACAGAGUGCUGACACCUUGGACACCUUAAUAAGCUCUUCAGAUAGCAUAUACGGGACACAGGAGGAACUGAAAGUAACUGGUGGUGCGAUUACACAAUCAGGGAAACUCCUAGCUAAGUAUGGGAGGAGGGAGUUCACUGAUAAAAUCCUAGUCUGGUUCGCUUUUCUGUUUUUCUGCUUUUGUGUGUUCUACAUAGUGCAAAAAAGGUUAUUUUGAAUAAUUUUUUUCACUGAUAUUGGAAUACGAAGCUGCAAAUUUUGGUUGAACAGGUGAUGACUAUUGUCUGGGUGCUAUUAUAAUAAUAGCUUAUGGAGUUCCUUAAAGGGGUAGAGAUUUCAUUUAUAUCAAUUGAUUGUCAUAAUUUCUAUGAGGUUUUGAAAGAUCAUUAUUAUAAUUGAACAUAAUAAUUUUCAAUGUAUGGUUUUAUGUUGACAAAGCACCAAUUGAGUGUAUGUACUGAAUGUAAAUAAAUGAAGAUAUAUUUACAAAGGAAAUAAAUUUCAUAUCGAA
Messenger RNA from Coccinella septempunctata (seven-spotted ladybird), 1241 nucleotides. It is a transcript of the gene Sec20, whose product is annotated as vesicle transport protein SEC20. NCBI's taxonomy places the organism in Eukaryota, Metazoa, Arthropoda, Insecta, Coleoptera, Coccinellidae. The coding region runs from base 273 to 947 and encodes 224 amino acids. Gene Ontology annotation, biological process: retrograde vesicle-mediated transport, Golgi to endoplasmic reticulum. The transcript has 3 exons. Gene Ontology annotation, cellular component: endoplasmic reticulum; SNARE complex. Gene Ontology annotation, molecular function: SNAP receptor activity. The record is from RefSeq and is a predicted model, not a curated record.